CCACGCACACAGACAGAAAAGCAAGGAGCCCAACAUGACAGAAUUAUCGAUACACACACACUUCAUCGUCAAGCAGUCGACCAGAUAAUUCUACAUAAUUGCACACCCCUCUCCAUCCCUCUGUCUCAGUUGAUGCCGAGUGUCACCCACUGCCCCCGCUCGUCGAUGCGGCCCAGCUGCUGCCACCCAUCAAACUCACAGUCGGCACUGCCCCAAUGCUCGUUGAAGCCCUUGUUGAUAGCCCCCUCCUCUAUGCCGUGUCGGGCCGCCUCGUCCAGUCGGGCCCUCUGCACCACCUCACGCACACCCACACGGCCCCGUGUGUGGACCACCUGGUGUGGGCGGCUGUCGGCCCUGAGGGCGAAGCACUGCAGCGGCAUCCGCACCGUCACGCCGCCGACAUCGGCCGUCCCGCCCACCACCUCCCUGUUGCUGCUGGCAUACAGGGCCGACUUGACGAAGUGGUCGACGGCCGCACACACACGGCGGGCCAUGUCGCUGUUGCGGACGGUGAGGGUGGCAGCGAUGGUAUCGUUGGCGGCGUCUUGGUCGAAGCACAUGGCGGCGAUGCGCCAGCUGAUGGCCUCUGCCUCGUGUGGGCUGCAUGAGAGGGGGAGGGGGCAGGGUCUUCGCCAUCAUUGUGGUCGACGAGCGGCAGCAGGUGGGUUAGCAGGGCAGCCAGCGACCGCUGAGGGGCGAGGGCGGCAUUGAGAGCCGCCAUCGCCCCAGUGUGGAUGUCCGUGUUGAGCACUGCCGUGCACUGGGUCAGCACCAGGUUGCGACAACGGCGGUCCCCUGGCGUUGUUAUGGGAAGGCGGCCGAUGUCCGCCCCGCUUCGCAGCAAGCUGCGGAUGGUGGCCUCGUAAAGGGGGAUCUCGCCGCUGGCUCGGUUCCUGGUGUCUUGCGGUAGGUGGCCAGCUUGCGACACCCUAAUCGCUCCGUCAAGGCCACUGACGGCCAAAUACAGCGGUGUUUCGUUGUGCCAGCCCGUCGUCCCUCUCGUCCCUCUGUUGAUGUCCGCUGCUGCCACGCGGCGGCUCAGGAAAUCCGCCACAUAGGGAGAGCCGGCACCUGCCGCCACGUGCAGAGGUGUCAAUCCCCUAUUCACUGCCGUCACGUCGGAACCGUUCUCAACCAGCAGCUCGAGAUAUGAGUCGAUGAAGGCCUGCGAAUGGGGGCGUCGCUCGUUCCGGGCGGCCAUGUAUAUCAGAUUGCCGCCGUCCCGGCUUUCUUCGGCUGCGAGUGUGGGGUCGUACUGGAUGAACCGCCGGAAGAUCGACAGCAGCCGCUGCUCAUAGCCGGGGGACACCCGACGGCCGAAUCGGUCGAAGAUGGGCGUGGGCAGCUCCAUGAUAGGGGGCAUUCCAUACUGAAGCUCUUGACCUGCCGCCAAGAAGACGUUCGCGGCACUCUGAUUGCCCGCACAGACCGCCAUCCUGACGCUUUCGUAAGCCCCCCUCCCGUUGAUGCGGGCGCCUCCGUCGAUGAGGGCAUUCAAGAUGGCCGCCUCCAACUCAGGCGACGACCAGUGAGGCAAGGCGAGAGGCCACCAACGACCGUUGCUGUCUACAGCCUCGAUGAUGGCGUUGUCACUCAUGUUGUCGAUAGCAAGUGCAAGCAGCCGGUAUGGUCGCCCAGAACCGCCGCUGCCGCGUACCCGCAGCCUGGGCCGCAGGCAUGGCGCACUGUUCGGGUUUGCGCCAUCGCGUCGUAUGAGAUCCGUCACUUGCUGCUGGUGGGUGAAGGUGCGGAAGAGGAUGCCCUCAGUGAGCUGUCGGGUCUGACGAAGGACGACAAAGGGUGCAAUGGAUGCGUUCAUGCCAUCUCUCUUUCUCUGCCUCUGGGCUACCCCUACCGCAUCAGUGGUGGCAAGGUGUGUAGUUUGAUGCCUUAUGCCUUCGUAAAAGCCGUGCCCAAUCUCGAUGUCGCUGAGCCGCAGACAGUCAUCAGGCUGCUGGCCAUGCGCGCUGGAGGCCAUCACUCACGCGACCUGCUUACACGCAUCACACACAAAGGCAGAUCACACACGAUGCCUUCUCUGUCUCUGAGUGGACCUCUUCGCACCUUAUCAGUGAGUGUGUGAUUCGUCGAGUCGGUCUGCCGUGCAAGCCAUGCAGCAACACACACUGAGAGAUCAGCGAAGGAGAGCACGAUGUACUGCAAAGCAAGCAGAAACAAAACACACCGUCAUAGGUUCGCCUCCCUCGACGCACCUGCUGUUGCAGUUAACACUUCAAUCAGGAUUGACUGGAUCAGGUUUAGG
Molecule: messenger RNA, 2263 nt
Organism: Vitrella brassicaformis
Lineage: Eukaryota; Vitrellaceae
Source: the annotation of a GenBank genome assembly